AAUCGUUCACCUCAAGCUUACAGGUUAAAUAUGGACAGAAGCUGCUCUCUGAUCAUCAACGACAUCGAUCCUGGAGACUCUGGACUCUACACCUGCAGAUCUGGAUCAGGAUCCUCCUCUGAUGGUUUUGUGUAUCUGAAUGUUUUAUCCGUUAACAGAGGAGAACCAGUUGAUAUGUACUACAGAGGAGGAGAUGAAGCUGUUCUACCCUGUAACAGAAAUUCAUCAUCAGACUCCUGCUCUGCUGUUGACUGGUUUCAUAAGAGAAAUGAAAACAUUGACAUUCAACCAGAAGUUCGUAGAGGAAUCGUUCAGAGUUCACCUCGUUCUGCCAGCAUGAGUUUGGACAGAAACUGUUCUCUGAUCAUCAACAACAUCAAUGCUGAGGAUGCUGGAUGGUACAGAUGCAGUUAUAACUCAGAUGUUUAUCUAAAUCUGCUGAUCAUCUCUUCAUCUCCACCAGAUGCUGAUCCAACAAAGAAUGGAGACAUAACAUUAUUAUGUUCUCUGGUGAGAUUCAGCGGGUUUAGUUCCUGUCCAGAUAAAAGUCUCCUCUGGUUGAACGAGACAGGAAGUGAACUGACUGGUGAAGGUGAUGGAUAUAAAUCAGGAGGACAGUUUGGUUGUGUUUCUAAUCUGACUGUGAAUCUUCAGAGCAGCAGAAGAUUCACCUGUCAGUUUGUUGAAAGAAACAAAGUGAAGGUAGAAGCUCACUACCAACAUGAAGGUAUGAUGUCAUCACAUCUGUCUCUGCAGCCAUAUUUUAUAUUGAGGAAGUUAAAUUGUUGGAACGUCACUUAUGUGUGAAUACUUAGUCUUAUGGAUUUAUUUUAUCUUAUUAUUAAACAAUGUAUUUCUAAUUUAACAUAAUUAUUUUGGACACUUUGUCUUUCCACACCACAGUUUUUAUGUAGAUCUCCAGUUUUCUUCUCCAUCAUGGUGGUUCAGGUUCUCCUGGUUCUGAACGUGGAUCCAAAGUCUCAGACUCUCAGAUUGAAGUUCAGUCCACCAUCAUGGUGAAACUAUGUUCUU
Messenger RNA from Poecilia reticulata (guppy), 1032 nucleotides. The record is from RefSeq and is a predicted model, not a curated record. NCBI's taxonomy places the organism in Eukaryota, Metazoa, Chordata, Actinopteri, Cyprinodontiformes, Poeciliidae.